UGCUGGCAACUCUCUCCCUCUCACACACACGCACUCUCUCUCUCUCGCACACACACACACAAUCUCCCACUCACUCACUCUCCCAUCCAGGGAUCUUUUAUUAGCAGGAGCAGCGAAUAUAACGGUUCGCUGCUUAGAUUUAUUUUAAGUAUAUAAAGUUAUUUUCUAAUAAGCAGGACAACUCUGCUUUACUUUUUUUUAAACGUUGCAUUUAUCAGAUUACAUUUUUUUUGGCAAGUUUCUCUUUUUUUUUAAAUCUCACCGUGGACCCAAGAACUCAUCCCUGGUGGAAUAAAGCUGGUGUUUUAUUUUGCAUUUCAUUGGAGAAAAAAGAGAGAGAGAGAGAGAGAGAGAGAGAGAGAAAGUAAAUUGGGCGAAGUUUAAAGACUUGGUGCGGACUGCAAUGAAGUGAAGGUGUGUUUAUCUUCGGCAGUAGCAGUGUUGGUGUCGGGAUUGGCGCUGCGGCGAAGAGGCAGCGCUUGGCUAGUUUGGGAACUGCACCACUUUGAGAAUCAAGAAUAAGCAACACGAAAGAUCCUCGCGCCUUUUUUUGUUGUAAAUAUCUAAUCUGGUAUUUUUUUUCGUGUGGAGAUUACGAUCUACAGCUGCUUUUCUCUCCCCCCCCCCUCUCCUCUCCCCCCUCCUCCCUUCAACUUCCAACUGCCCAACUUUGAAAAUGCACCACUCCAUUUUCACUGUGUUUCUCACGCUGGAUUUCGCGAUGAUCGCCGCUUGCUUGUCGACCUGCAACACUCUCGACCUCAACCAGUUCAAGGAUAAGAGAAUCAAGGCCAUCCGAGGGCAAAUCCUCAGCAAACUGAAACUCACAAGCCCCCCGGAACAUUACCCGGAGCCAGAUGAGGUCUCGACAGAGGUGAUCGCGAUUUACAACAGCACCAGGGAUUUGCUUCAGGAGAAAGCGAACGAGAGGGCUGCCUCUUGUGAACGAGAGAGGAGCGAAGAGGAAUAUUACGCAAAAGAAGUUUACAAGAUCGAUACGGAUACAUAUAAUUCCCCUGAAAAUGUCAUCUCAUCCCCACAAUACAACCGAUACUUCAGACACGUGCCUUUUGAUGUCAGUUCAAUGGAAAGAAAUGCUUCCAACCUGGUGAAGGCAGAGUUCAGAGUAUUUCGUAUGCAGAAUCCAAAGGCAAAAGUCGAAGAACAACGAAUAGAACUUUAUCAGAUUCUAAAGAAUAAGGAGGUGUCAUCUCCGAGUCAUCGAUAUAUUGACAGUAAAGUGGUACGAACGAGAACUGAAGGAGAAUGGCUAUCCUUUGAUGUUACAGAGACUGUCCAUGAAUGGUUACGCUAUCGAGAGAGAAACCUUGGAUUUAAAAUAAGUCUACAUUGCCCAUGUUGCACAUUUGUGCCUUCAAUUAAUUUUAUUAUACCAAAUAAGAGUGAAGAACUGGAAGCCCGAUUUGCAGGAAUUUCCGACAACUAUCCACGAAUUUUUCCCGGCGUUGACAAGGGGAAGCUUAAAAGUAAACACUAUAAUGGGAAAGCAGCACAUCUCCUGCUCAUGCUGUUACCGGCCUACAGACUUGAGUCUCAGCAUUCCAGCCGGAGGAAGAAGCGUGCGCUGGAUGCCGCGUUUUGCUUUAGAAAUUUACAGGACAAUUGCUGUUUACGCCCACUGUACAUUGACUUCCGAAGAGACCUAGGGUGGAAGUGGAUUCAUGAACCUAAGGGCUACGAUGCCAACUUCUGUGCAGGGGCCUGUCCUUACUUGUGGAGCUCAGAUACUCAACACAGUCAGAUACUUGGCCUGUACAACAAUAUCAACCCCGAAGGCUCCCCUUCCCCUUGCUGCGUUUCUCAAGACCUGGAGCCCCUCACCAUCCUCUACUACAUUGGCAAAAAUCCCAAAAUUGAACACCUCUCGAAUAUGAUUGUUAAGUCUUGCAAAUGCAGCUAAGAACGAUUACAUCCCUUGAAAAUCCCAGGCUCAUCAGUGUUAAACAAAAGAACAAUACACGGUACUAGUUUGAACUAUUUGGAAACUUUUUUUUCGUUUAACUACCAACAGAAACAAAUGGAAUAAAAAAUGUACAUUGAAGGCUUUAUUUCUAUCCUUCAUCUACUAUUUUAGUGUGAUAGAUGAGACACAGAACCUUUAAUUUUUAAAAAAUAAAACACUGGAAGAAUUGUAAGUGUUAAUAUGUGAAAUAAAAUGAGUCCCACUUAGUGGAAAUGUUGUACAGGUCCCGUGCCUUACUUGAUCUCUUGUGUAUUGUUAUGCAGUUGGCAUCCUAUAUACCCCUUUCUUUGGGCACGUAUAAUCAAAUGUAUUGCUGGUAAGUUCAUUAAGGGGAUGUGUUAUUGGGUCAAUGUGGCUGGAAAGGAUAAGAAAAUUUGAAAUCAAUGUAAAUGGUCAAAUAUCAUAUUGGCUUGGAAUGCUGGCAGUAAGUGUUUGGGCCUAAACAUGAGAGUAGAUGGGAGAAAGUAGGAAGGCCAGGUGGAACACUUAAAAUCAAAAUUUUGAGAUUCUUAUCGGAGAAAUGUCUUCAUGGUGAAGAAUUUCUGGCUAGAAAAAGAUUUGAAUAAUUUGGUGAGAAGGCUAACAGUUGGGGUUAAUUUUUCAAAACAGAAGUUCAGACAAUGCUUUUUCUCUCUCUUUCUCAGUAGUUUCAACCACAUAUUAACCUCAAAAAUGUAGUGGUACAGAGUCUUACUCAAUAAGUGCUGUUGGGGUAUUUAGUUGCAGCAAUCAGAUGUGGUUGAUGGAGAACGCUCCAAAUUUCCCAACUAUUAAAGUCAAUGGCUAGUAGAUCCAGGUGGCAGAUAUUUUUCUCAUUAAAUAAUUGUACAUCUAUUUUUAUAUACUACUUUGCCAAUAUGAUUCCAAAGUUCGCCAGUUCUGGCGAAUCUGACCUUGUGUUUACAAAUCUUUGUGCAAAAUUGUGAUGCCCCUUUUGCAGUGCAGGUCAGAAGUGCAGAGGUCAGCAUUCACAGUUUGUGAGACUUGUAAUAUUGUGGGCCUCUAUUUUUAAUAUCUGAAAUACUGGCUAAGUAUUAACUCAGGUUCAGUGAUCUUUUUGCCAUCUCUUCAAUAAUCUGGGCUCCUGUUGAGCAAGACCACACAACAGGAGCAGAUUCCUCCAAAUCCAGGGCAAAUGUAUUUGCAAAAACAAAUGCAGAGCACAGAUAUAUGUGGAUUGUUUUCAUUGAGUUUUCAGUUUCUUGGGUUCUGUAUUUAAACUUCAUCAUUAAAAGCAGUUCAUGAAAUGCACUUGCUCCCGCAUACCGAACUGAAGGUGUGCAAAAUAACACUCGUUUUCUCCUUUCUCCAAAUUGUUCAUCGACCUAUAUACAAAAUUUCAACUCUGAUUCUUCGUUAAUUUCUGUUUUCAAAUCUGUCAGUGUGAUGCUUUAUUGUUGCCAGUUUAAUUAUGAGUGAACAAUUAGCAAACACAAAACUGAAAUGUGUACAGUAUUGUUAAAAAAUAAAGAAAAUAGAACAACCA
This is a messenger RNA of Leucoraja erinaceus (little skate), 3470 nucleotides long. It is a transcript of the gene tgfb2, whose product is annotated as transforming growth factor, beta 2. Gene Ontology annotation, molecular function: cytokine activity; growth factor activity; type III transforming growth factor beta receptor binding. The record is from RefSeq and is a predicted model, not a curated record. NCBI's taxonomy places the organism in Eukaryota, Metazoa, Chordata, Chondrichthyes, Rajiformes, Rajidae. Gene Ontology annotation, cellular component: extracellular region. Gene Ontology annotation, biological process: regulation of cell population proliferation; BMP signaling pathway; SMAD protein signal transduction.